AUGGACUACCUCGAGAACAGCAGACCAUGGAGGCGUUAUCACUAUCUAGAAAGGCUUGAUAUACCGCAGGAGCUGUUGAAUGCCACGGAGUUGCUGCUAGCCGCCGGUUCCACCAUUGCCGAUUCCUCGGAAGCAAGGGAUAAAAUGGUGAAAUUAUUAGCAGGGUUCCUCAACACUGGCAAUGUGUUCAUGGCCGACUUAACGCUCGAGGCGUUUGCUCAUCGAAGACGGUAUCUGCAGAAACUCGCACAAAGACAUCUCCCGCGCCAUUUCUGGCAUAGAAACGGCGUCAGACCCGACAGAGUUUUGGACGAGAAGGCGUUCGAAGUGGUCCAUGCACUUUCAAAGGCCGGGGCCAACAUUCCCUCCGCUUUUUACAAGAGGAGCCGUGGGCAUUUCCUGUCAAGGGUGUGGGAGCCCAGAUUGCAAGAGAUCAGCCGAAAACGUGCUCAGUUGUCGGAGGAAGAGAUUGCGGGUUUCGAAAGUGUGGGCGUUAAGGUGGAGAUUGACGACACGGACAUCUUGCAAGGAGUGCAAUUCGACGACGAAGCUCAAUCCCACGACGAAGGCCAAGCCGACGACGACGAUCAGCUAGAUGAUGACCAAGAGGGACAACAGGACGGAGAUUAUAACGGCCAAACCAUCGAAGGCAUCGAUGAUAUCGAGGUUGCAGAGAUUCUGACCGAACCAGCGCGUGUCAACGGCCUCGAGGACUACGAUGUUUGGUUCAAGAUGAUCGGCAGGCCAGACCAUCGGCUGGCAUCAGAGCAUGAUUGA
This is a messenger RNA of Cladophialophora carrionii CBS 160.54, 777 nucleotides long. RefSeq lists its product as uncharacterized. The record is from RefSeq and is a predicted model, not a curated record. NCBI's taxonomy places the organism in Eukaryota, Fungi, Ascomycota, Eurotiomycetes, Chaetothyriales, Herpotrichiellaceae. The transcript has 2 exons. The coding region runs from base 1 to 777 and encodes 258 amino acids.